Molecule: messenger RNA, 273 nt
Organism: Protopolystoma xenopodis
Lineage: Eukaryota; Metazoa; Platyhelminthes; Monogenea; Polystomatidea; Polystomatidae
Source: the annotation of a GenBank genome assembly
AUGCUAGACGAGGCACCGGCUACAGUUGGCAGUGCCCUCAAUGACUUCACUUCCAUGGCCUCAGACACUUUUUAUUGCCUUAAGGUCUCGUUUACUAUUUCCUCUCAGAGUCUCUUCCUCUUCCCGUUCGCCCACAGACUCUCUUGUGCGAGCCACAGCCACGAGGGACCCUUUCGUCUGUCAUUACGGCCCCUGAAUCUGGCGGGACUAUACUUGGCGCUCGAACUUGUCUCUGUGUUAAUCGGAGCUGCUCUAUUCUCCCAACUCGAUUGA